Cercopithifilaria johnstoni is the source of this 1539-nucleotide messenger RNA. Lineage: Eukaryota; Metazoa; Nematoda; Chromadorea; Rhabditida; Onchocercidae. The record is from the annotation of a GenBank genome assembly.
AUGUAUGGUGAGAUCUUAUUUAUGCAGUGCUGCUACUAUCGGUUGGCAGUACACCGAGGUAGUACUAUCAUCAUUUGUAGUUUUAUUUACAUGAUAGAAGCAUCAUCCAUGGCUGAAGAAGACUCUAUCGUUACGUACAAGGAUGAUACCCUAAAAAGUGCUGAUGAUGAUGUAACAAUUAUGUCACUUGAAGAUGACAUCGGUUGUGUCUACGGCAAAUUAAUUUUGCUUGGCUAUAAUGGAACGCUCGAAAGCAAUAGUGCUUGUGUUCAAGGCCGUAAGCAUCGCUCAAAAAUGAUACUGCGCAAACGACUGACGGGUAAUGGUAUUAAAAAGGAUCAAAGUAGUUCAGUUAGCAUACCACCAUCACAAACUCAGGUAGUGCGCGAUGCUUCACGGCAUGUUGUGUCAUAUUCCUAUAAUCGUAAUCACACAGUUCUUGUAGAAUAUAGCCCUGAUCCUCAUAAAGAUAUGUUUCAGAUUGGUCGCUCUUCUGAAAAACAAAUAGAUUUUACUGUUGUGGAUACUUGGCUUGCUGCAAAUGCUUUUCAUUCAGAAGUUCGUAGUGAACCAGGAUCCGAGAAUGGUGUGACUGAUAUUUAUGGAGAUGGGAAAGAUCCACGACGACCAAUAUCUUCAACUAUCAGUCGUUAUGCUUGUCGGAUACAAAUUAAUCGUGACUAUCCUCAUCGAGCUUUUUUAUAUGCAGCUGGAUUUGACAGUUCCAGGAACAUUUUCCUCGGAGAAAAGGCAACGAAGUGGACGAAAUGUGAUGGGGAAAUUGAUGGUCUUACAACGAAUGGUAUUCUUAUUUUGCAUCCAAACAUUAUGCAAAGACAGAAUUCUGGGCAAAGCGUAGAAGAACAUAUGGGAAUGUUUGUGUGGCGUGAAGUCUCUGUCGAUGGCGACAUCUAUAAUAUAAGGGAAACGCGGUCUUCGACCAAACGAGGAGAGUUAUUAGCGGGUGAAUCCAAUGAAUUGCAGGAUGGGACUUUGAUUGAUCUCUGUGGUGCCACACUUUUAUGGAGAACAGUUGAUGGUCUGUCGAAAAGUCCGUGUCGAAAUGAGCUUGAAUCAAGACUGAAUGAAAUCAAUGCUGGCAAACCGCAAUGUCCAGUAAAUCUUAAUACUCUCAUUAUUCCAAGGAAAAAGUCAGCGAAAAGUUACGGCUCUUCUAGGCAACCAUAUGUCUAUCUUAAUUGUGGCCACGUACAAGGGAAGCACGCAUGGGGCAAAAAUGACAAAAGUAAGGGUGGGACUUUGUACAAAUGUCCCAUAUGUUUGGUAGAUUCAUCUAAAAUAAUUCAGUUAAUUAUGGGAAUGGAAUCAGCAUUCCAUCUGGAUUCAGAUUCAUUGGACUAUGCUUUCAAUCCAUGUGGACAUGUUGCUUCACUAUCCACUGUGAGAUAUUGGUCUCGUAUUCCGUUACCGCAUGGUACAAGCAAUUUUCAUCCGGUAUGUCCAUUUUGUACAUCAUUGCUAUCAAUGGAUAAACCGUAUGUUAGGCUUAUUUUCCAGGAUCAUUGCUCUGAUUCAUAA